GGUUUAUGAGGUCGGUCAUCACUGCGUUUGUGAAGAAAUUGCAAGCUUAAAUGGCUGGCUGACUUGGGACUUUAUCCUGGAAUUGGGUAACAUAUCGGGACGAUUUGAGACGUCGAUCUUUGGACAAGACCUACAUAACCUUAUGCGAUGCAACAUAUAAAAGGAUCUGGUUCCUUGAAAUAAGCACUAACCCCGCACCGGCAGAUGGUACAUGUUGUAUCCCAGGACCUUACCACGGGCAAGCUGUAAAGCCCACGAUUUGUCAAUCCAAUGCCGACUUGCAUCAGAGGAUGAAGUUCCGUUGUCAGAACUCUUUUCUGGGUAGCCGUCACCACCUUACUCAUUAUUCUAUUGCAUGGUAUCUUCAAGGUGUGUGUUAACAGACAAAGUCUGUACGACACACACUGUGUGUUUGGUCGAGCUGACUCGGCCCGAUGAUCUACCAAAGGAAACUACAAACCAUCCACGACCAAUGUGGGGGAUCAUAUGUGAACGUGUGCUACAUUGAACAUCGAUAGCAUCAAUGUUAUAAAGGUGGUGGAUUUCUCUCCAGUUUUGAUCUGCAUACUUCUCUCAACAAGCAAGGAUAAUCUCCACAAGAUGCGUCUCAUAUUUUUGUACAUCGGGAUGUGCGUAUCAGUCACCGUUGCACAAGUCUGUAAUGGUUAUGCCGAGCUCUGUGAUCGUAAAUGGUCAGAAAUAUCCCAAAUAGGGACACACGAUAGCGCGUUCGUGGGAGAUUUACCAGCACAAAACCAGAAUCUCGAUGUCACAGCUCAACUAGAUGCCGGUGUUCGAUUUCUUCAAGCCCAGACGCAUUACUUUCUCAAUACCUUGACGCUGUGUCAUACUUCAUGCUUCUUGCUAGAUGCUGGGCCAGCUGUCCAUUAUCUAGCGGAUAUCAAGAAAUGGCUUGAUGCGAAUCCGAAUGAAGUUGUAACCUUACUACUUACGAAUGGAGAUUAUAUUCCUGUCGGAAAUUUCAGUGCAGCGAUGGAAGUUUCUGGUCUGGCAAAAUAUGCAUAUACACCACCGCAUCAGUUAGCCAUAAAUGAAUGGCCCACACUUCAGGAAAUGAUCACGGCUGGAGAUAGACUUGUUAUGUUCCUCGACUACGAUGCAGAUACGAAUGUAGCUCCAUAUGUUCUACCCGAGUUUUCUUACUUCUUUGAAACUGCGUAUGAUGUAACGACUCCUACAUUCCCAACAUGUACACUCGAUCGUCCGCCAGGAUCGAAUGGAGAUGGACUUUUGCCGCUGAUAAACCAUUACUUGGAUAUUGACGUCUUCGGUAUUCUUAUGCCAAAUAGACUAGAGGCUAAAAAAACGAAUGCGGCAACUGGCGUAGGCAGUAUCGGAGCCCAAGCCGAUCUCUGUACCUCAACUUGGGGCCGAGUACCACGAGUAAUGCUCCUGGAUUUUUUCGACGUUGGCAAUGCAUUAGAAGCACAAAACACAUUGAAUGGCUUGUAAGAAGGAAUUUUAAAUGCAUCUCAUGUUUAUUAAAAGUAGUAUAGGAACGAGAGCCAGAAUCAUGAGUCUCAGUCGUUGAAAUACUGCCAUGCUUCUUGAUCAUAUGACUAAAACGUGCAGGCAAACAUGUUAUUAACUCGCUCCGUAUAGGCCAGCAAAAAAUUCCGCCGGUUCGAACUACAUACUUCCUUCUAAGUAUACGGUACUUUCCCUCGCUAUCGGCGCGAUCUCAUUCUUAUGUUGAUGGCACUUUUAUUUUUGUUGGAGUUUCGAGGAUUGCAUUGCCGGUCGAUCGAGGAACGAUUGAAAGUCUUUGGGCUAGAGCAAGGGGGGUCAUAGAAGGAGCGUUGGAGUUGAGGUUCGCUUUAUUUCUAAGUCGACAUAUUACGAGUUUUUGAAGAGAGUGGUUAUCAGUCCAGAAUUUUGGCAGCGCAGGUUAGAUUCAGACAUCUGUUUUGUACACUUUACGACUAUCAUUGUUUGGAUAUCCAGGGACAUAGAAGGUUAGAAUAAGCGUCAAGUUUUAGAUGCCGCAAUUGAUACCAUUGUAGAUAAUUUAGUUGAACUUGAAUAUAUACCAUCAUCUCCA
This is a messenger RNA of Botrytis cinerea B05.10, 2062 nucleotides long. RefSeq lists its product as hypothetical. The transcript has 5 exons. Gene Ontology annotation, biological process: lipid metabolic process. The record is from RefSeq and is a predicted model, not a curated record. Gene Ontology annotation, molecular function: phosphoric diester hydrolase activity. NCBI's taxonomy places the organism in Eukaryota, Fungi, Ascomycota, Leotiomycetes, Helotiales, Sclerotiniaceae. Bases 601 to 1473 code for a protein of 290 amino acids.